AUGCGCUUGACAGUGGCAAUCCUAAUAUCCCUAAUAGUCGCCGCCACAGCAUCGUACUGUGGCAAGACCGGCGUGCCAUACAGUUUUGAAGUCCUACCAAAUGGAGCCCCAGUCCUCGGCUGUGCUCAGCCAUCAUGUGUAGCCGCGGCCGAAGAGCCAUUAGUUGAGGAUUCAGAAUUCUUGACUGACGUAAAUGGUCAAUCCGACGGCUUCUUCAGAGACGGUGAUCGCACGUUGAAGCGGUAUCGUCACGCCAAUGCUCCAAAGCUUAUAGCCAACUGUUCCGGAUCUUUCAACGAGCUGUCCUGCCCUAGAAAAAACCAGUUUGUUGGUGGUAUCGAAUAUAUCGACCAUCCUCGUCAGCCUCUGAUCCUACAAUGUUGUACAUACGAUGCUUUGAAGUUCUCGCAAGAAGUUGGUACCACCAACGUGGGCCCUGGUGAGGCUAUUACUGGUGGUGAGGUUGUGAGAAAUGGAAGACAAAUCUCGUUUGAUGUGAUUGCCAACGUGAGGAAGAUUGUCAAGUCAAGUGGAUCACAGAAGGUCAGCUAUGAGGUUACCGUGAGAAGAAUGAACUGUCUGCCUGAUCCUCCAGAGCCUGAGGUUGAUUGUAGGUUUAAAAUUAAUUUUUUAACUUUUUGGCAAUUCAAAAAUUAAAAAUUUUUUUUUGUUUUUUAAAAUAUCCUAUCAAACCCCAAAAACUUAAUUUCAGUUGAAAACGAAGUCCCAUCUGAAGUCCUCAAGAUUCUUGCCGGCUCCGGUACUCCAGCCGAGAAGAACCAAAAGAAGAAGGAAGGAAAGCACGGUAAGAAGAAUAAGCAGAACGCUGCUCCAACCGAACAUCUUGACAACGCUGUUAACAGUGAAGCUUCAUUGGCUCCUCAACAACAAGUUCAGCAAUCCCAGCAACUUCAGCAACAGGGACAACAAUACCAGCAACAAGGGCAACAAUACCAACAACAAGGUCAACAGUACCAGCAACAAGGUCAACAAUAUCAACAACCACAGCAACCUCAGCAACCACAACAAUUUCCAACUCCAGAAUCUCAGAACCAAGACGCUGCUGCUCAACAACAAGCUCAAGCUGAAUACCAACGUGCCCAAGAAGAGUACCAACGCAAACUGGCCGAGUACAAUCAACAAGUUGCUCAGCAACAAGCCGCCGCAACUCAAGCUCCACCAACCGCCUCAACCUUGUUCCCGACCUUGCCCACUCAUACCUUCCCCACUUUUCCCACUCUCCCACCUCACACCUUCCCAACGUUCGCGCCGUUCACGUUCCCAUCGUUGGCCGUGACUCCAGCGCCAGUAGCUCAGCCAGCGUUCCCUGGCUAUCAGGCUCCAGUGCAGCCGGCUCCAGCUUUCGCUCAAGGUACUAGCGGUGGAUUUGGUCAAGGAGCUGGUGCUCGUGCUUUCGCUGCUCCAACUUUGAGUGGUGCUGAUGCUCAAGCAGUUGGUACUGACGCUCUUCAGGCUUCGUCUAGUCCAGGAGCUGGUCAGACUCAAGGUCUUCAAAGUCAAGCUGCUCCAGUCAGCGCUGACCAGUCUGGUGCUUCUCAAACUGGCCCAGUUGCUCAACCAGCCGGUUCUCAACCAGCUGCUCCAUCAACUUUAACUGGCUUUCCACAAGGCCCAGCCGGCUCAUUGCCAGGCCUACCAGCUCUGCCAACUGUGAGCGCUACAGUAGCUCCAUUCCCAACUUUCAGCCCACUGCCAGGACUUGGUGGACCAGCUGCACCAGGCCUGUCUGGAGCUGGUAGUCUACCAACCUUCCCCACUCUGCCUCCACCAGCCGGUUUCCCAACUGUCGCACCGGCUGUCACUCCACAACUGCCAACUGGCGUUGCUGAUGCAAGCCGUGCCGCCGCUAUGGGUACUAUCUUGAACCAGUUCCAGGGCGGCUACAGACCUAUUGAAGUACCUGGCUUGGGCGUUAUUGGCUAUGGUAGCAGCCCUUAA
This is a messenger RNA of Bursaphelenchus okinawaensis, 1959 nucleotides long. The record is from the annotation of a GenBank genome assembly. Lineage: Eukaryota; Metazoa; Nematoda; Chromadorea; Rhabditida; Aphelenchoididae.